UAGGCAAAUGGCUCCCGCUUUGGCGCGCUGAGGUCUUCUUCACUCCGCCGCGUGGGAGCAGAGCACCCCCGGUCAGUCAACCAACAAAAACCCUCGUCGAGCCGUGCCCCUAUGCCCUGUGCCCAUACCAUAUCCUUCUCUUCUCUUCUCUUCCUCUGCUUCCCAUCCAUUUCCCUAUCCUUUCUUGGGCUUCUCCUCCACGCCUUCUCGCCAUGUCCUUGUACGACCAGCGCCUCUCCUUCUUCUCCUCCCGCUCCGGGAUCGAAGCGCUUUACGGUAAGCUCGAUCAUCUCCGCCUUAGCCUUAGUCUUUCUGGCUCUGAGGAUUCCUCCGAUAGUCGGGAAUCGCGUGAUCGAUUUCUUUCCUAUGAUCGUGCUGAUCCACUGACGGCUGAUGAUUCACCACUGGUAAAGAGCUCCGGAGGAAAAUCUGAUGGCAGCGGCAUCAACGGUGCCCUUCCUCCGCUUCUCACCCCUCAUACCCUUUCUUCACCGAAGUUGACGAGCUCCGAAGGAACUUCAGAUGGUGGUGGUCUCCGCCCUCCGGUCCUUACCCCUCCUCCUGUUCCUUUGCCGCGGUUGAAGCAAGUCUUGCCAUUGCCGCCUUCGAGGCAAACCCUUCCUCCCUUGCCGCCUUCGAGGCAAACCCUACUUCCCUUGCCGCCUUCGAGGCAAACCCUACCUCCGCCGUCAAUGGUGCUCCCUGUCUUGGAGAAGAUGGGAUCCACUUGGGAUUUGCUGAGAUCCUUUGGGCCGGAUGAUGAUGAAGAAGAGAGGAAAUACGUUGAUUUGGUGGACAAAGUUGUGGAGGAUGAAUGGGCUUUAGAAUUCAGGAUGGGCGAGACGUUUGGAGAUAUGAUGGGAUCGUGCUCAUAUUCUACUUCAAAUGACGAUGAUUCAUCGAGCACGAUUUUCGUGAUCUCACCAAAUGGCAGGUUCAAGAGGAGCAUCAACUCGUGGAUGCGAGGCCGGCUGCUUGGCAGCGGAUCCUUUGGGACGGUGUAUGAAGGGAUCAACGAUGAUGGGUUUUUCUUUGCGGUUAAAGAAAUAUCUUUGCUGGACCAACGAAGCAAUGCAAACCAAUGCAUUAUUGAGCUUGAACAGGAGAUCACAUUUUUAAGUCAAUUCGAACAUGAUAACAUAGUUCAGUAUUUUGGAUCCGACAAGGAAGAAGCAAAACUGUAUAUCUUCCUAGAACUUGUGAGUCAAGGUUCUUUGGCAUCUUUGUACCAAAGGAAUCACUUACCAGAUUCACAGGUUUCUACAUAUACGAGACAGAUUCUGAGUGGCUUGAAGUAUCUUCACGACAGAAACGUGGUUCACAGGGAUAUCAAAUGUGCCAAUAUUUUGGUCAGUUCCAAUGGUUCUGUAAAACUUGCGGACUUUGGAUUAGCAAAGGAGAUCACCAAAUUGAAUGUGCUAAAAUCUUGCAAAGGAAGUGUCUAUUGGAUGGCCCCUGAGGUUGUUAAUCCAAAGAGUUCCUACGGAACUGCAGCUGAUAUUUGGAGUCUUGGUUGCACAGUGUUGGAGAUGCUAACACGACAAGUUCCAUAUCCGAAUUUGGAAUGGCCACAAGCUUUCUUUAAGAUUGGUCGAGGAGAAAAGCCUCCUAUACCCAACAUUCUAUCCCGGGACGCCCGUGAUUUCAUUCUUAAAUGUGUACAAUUUAAUCCUGAAGAUCGGCCCACUGCCUCUGAGCUGAUGGAGCACCCAUUUAUCAAGACAUCAGCUUCUACAAGUACUGACUGAUGUUCUCCCCGGCACUGUUUGAAUGCUUCAAUAUGUUUCGCUCCAGCAUAUCACUGGUAACCUCGAGAAAAAAGGGUUUCACCAUGGAUGGCCUGUAACCUAGGGCCAGCAGAGCUUCUGCUGGGCAAAUACAAGUUUUUGUUGCCUGUCAAUUCCGUUAGUGUCAUUAUUGUUCAAAUUAUGGUUUCCAUUAAAAAAGCUGUUAGCGACCAAAAGAGAUCGCAUAAUUCAAGUCCCUUUAAUGGAGUGAAUUCUCUUUCAUGAGAUUAAUGUGCAUAUGCAUCAGCAUCA
Messenger RNA from Dioscorea cayenensis subsp. rotundata (Guinea yam), 2039 nucleotides. RefSeq names its product mitogen-activated protein kinase kinase kinase 1-like. The coding region runs from base 213 to 1748 and encodes 511 amino acids. NCBI's taxonomy places the organism in Eukaryota, Viridiplantae, Streptophyta, Magnoliopsida, Dioscoreales, Dioscoreaceae. The record is from RefSeq and is a predicted model, not a curated record. The transcript is spliced from 8 exons. Gene Ontology annotation, molecular function: ATP binding; protein kinase activity. Gene Ontology annotation, biological process: protein phosphorylation.